Mucor mucedo is the source of this 2196-nucleotide messenger RNA. Its product is annotated as beta-lactamase-like protein. The transcript has 12 exons. Bases 23 to 2170 code for a protein of 715 amino acids. Gene Ontology annotation, molecular function: RNA endonuclease activity; RNA binding; 5'-3' exonuclease activity. The record is from RefSeq and is a predicted model, not a curated record. Gene Ontology annotation, biological process: mRNA 3'-end processing by stem-loop binding and cleavage. Lineage: Eukaryota; Fungi; Mucoromycota; Mucoromycetes; Mucorales; Mucoraceae. Gene Ontology annotation, cellular component: mRNA cleavage and polyadenylation specificity factor complex.
CUUGAAAAUAUUUUUAGAACCAAUGGCAGGAAUUAAACGUAAAGCAGACAUGGAGAUUCCGAUCACGGAUGAAAACGAUAUUCUAAGGGUAACCUGUCUUGGUGGUGGGCAAGAGGUGGGUAGAUCCUCUAUUUUGUUAGAGUACAAAGGCAAAACUAUUUUGCUUGAUGCUGGUAUUCACCCCGCUUACAAUGGCUUAGCAUCCUUACCCUUCUUUGACGAAAUGGACCCCGCUAGCAUUGACGUUCUGUUGGUUACUCAUUUCCAUGUAGAUCACGCAGCUUCUGUGCCUUAUAUCAUGGAAAGAACCACAUUUAAAGGCCGUGUUUUUAUGACCCAUCCAACAAAGGCUAUUUAUAAGUGGCUUUUAAGUGAUUACUUGCGCGUAAGUAAUAUUGGCGAUGAAGAUCAGCUGUAUAGCGAAGAGGAUUUAUUGAAUUCGUUCCAACGUAUCGAGGCCAUAGAUUAUCACCAACAAGUUGAAGUCGAAGGCAUUAAAUUCACUGGUUAUAACGCAGGCCAUGUUCUUGGUGCAGCCAUGUUCUUGAUUGAAAUUGCUGGUGUAAAGAUUCUAUAUACCGGUGAUUAUUCCAGAGAAGAAGAUAGACAUUUAAUGGCAGCAGAAAAACCUGAAGGUGCAGUGGAUGUUUUGAUUACAGAAAGUACAUACGGCGUCCAAAGUCAUGAACCAAGAUUAGCAAAAGAAACACGAUUUACUUCUUUGAUUCAUGAUAUUGUCGGUCGUGGAGGUCGUUGUCUUAUGCCUGUAUUCGCUCUUGGUCGAGCUCAAGAACUUUUAUUAAUUUUGGAUGAAUAUUGGGAGGCACACCCUGAGUUGGAUAGCAUACCAAUCUAUUAUGCAUCCAGCUUAGCUAAAAGAUGUAUGGCUGUAUAUCAAACCUAUAUCAACAUGAUGAAUGCACGUAUUCGAAAACAGUUUGCUAUUUCAAAUCCGUUCGUUUUUAAACAUAUCAGUAAUUUAAAAAAUGUCGAACAAUUUGAGGAUUCUGGGCCAUGUGUGAUGAUGGCUAGUCCUGGUAUGCUUCAGAAUGGUUUGUCAAGAGAAUUAUUCGAGAGAUGGGCUCCUGAUAAAAAGAAUGGCUUGGUAAUUACAGGUUAUUGUGUUGAAAAUACUUUAGCCAGACAAGCCAUGAACGAACCGUCUGAAUUUCAAGCCAUGGAUGGCCGUAAAGUUCCUUUAAAAAUGUCUGUUGACUAUAUCUCGUUUUCUGCUCACGUUGACUUUACACAAAAUAGUCAAUUUAUCGACGAUGUCAAAGCUCCUCACGUUAUUCUUGUUCAUGGCGAAGCCAAUGCCAUGUAUCGUUUAAAGUCUGCGUUACAAAGCAAAUACUCAGAAAGAGAGGAAAAUAUUACAAUUUACACACCAAAAAACUGUGAUACUGUCAGAUUACACUUCCGUGGAGAAAAGAUGGCAAAGACUAUUGGUAGACUUGCUGCAAAAUACCCGACAGAAAAUCAACCCCUUAAUGGCGUGCUUGUAGUAAAGGAUUUCCAACUGAAUAUCAUGAGUCCAGAAGAUUUAAAUGAGUUAGGAGGACUUAUUACAACUGUUAUCACCCAACGUCAGGUUGUUCCUUUCAAUGCAGGCAUUGGACUUUUAAAAUGGCAUCUUGAAAUGAUGUUUGGCGCAAUAUCGGAGACCGAACUGGCUGAAGGUGAUGGCGCAGGAAAUCAACAGGGUACUGUUCUUAGAGUAUUUGAUACAAUUGAUGUUAAGAAGCUCAUAUCGGGACCAAACCAAGUUAUUUUGGAAUGGGUUGGUAACGCUAUGAACGAUAUGGUUGCCGACUCUGUUUUGGCUGUGAUUUUAUCAAUUGAUAGCUCUCCUGCUAGUGUUAAAGCGAGUUCACAAGCAUGUUCUCAUAGCCAUGGUUCAUCAAAUGAAAAGGUAGAUAAGGCGGAAGAUAUAAAGAGUGAAUUUUUGGAUAUUGCAUCUUUCUUGGAAGCUCAAUUUGGAGAUGUUGAAUUGGAUGAAGAUGAUAACAAAAUCACAAUAAAUAUGGACGGUGUUACAGCUGUAGUAGAUACCAUGAAAUUUGCUGCUGAAUCAGAUAAUGAAGCAUUUAAAAAGCGUGUUACUGAAAUAAUGGAAAGAGUCAAAAUGGCCAUUAAGCCUGUUUCCGAUAUUUAUGAGAUAGCUUUGUAAAUAAAUUUUAUUGAAUGGCAUGCUAU